UUUAUUUAUUUACACAACUAAAACCAAGAUAAUGAAAUCAAGGGGAAAAAAACCCCAAAAACCUUGGGCGAUUAUACCGAACUUUGUGUCUAUUGUAAUGACACACUUUAACACAGGAAAGUUUUCUCUAACAUUAUUAAGAACAGAACCUGUUUACCGGUCAAAAAUACUAGAUGUCUCUAGUGAACUUGAAAAUUUGCAAAACAUACAAAAACGUAUCACCUGGGGAAAGUUACAGCUGUAACAAACAAGGAAGAAUUUCUGAUUAAAAAGGAACAUGACUUAUUUUGUCCCAAUUGCUCAGAAAAAAUUCAUAAAUACAAUGACUAGGUUGAAAACAAUGUUCCAGAGGUCUGUCCUCACAUAUUGGUGCAUACAGAGCUUGGACAGACUUUCUGUUGGCCCCAUUCCUUGAAGAUCAGUCAUCUGUGUUGGUGAAGAGUCACAGCCUUCAGAUUUGUGCACUGGGUUGUUAGGCUACUUAUUCACAGGUUCUUCCUCUUACCAGGCAGCAUGUUUCAGACCUCCAGGGAAGUGCACGAAGAGCCUGGAGCGGGCACAUUCCUGCUGUGGCUGCCCAUGAGUUUGCUAGGCCUGCCUCUACCCCAUCCAUAGCUUCUACUGGAUGUGAGCAGACCAGUGGAAGCCAAUGUCUCCCCUGCUAACAGCUGGAUCCAGGUAGCACACAUUUCCCUUUGACCUUUCUUUAAUGGAGUUGUUUCAAGCAGAGACCAGUACUCUUAGAAUUGCUUCCCCAUUUAAAACAGAAAAAAUGCUCUCCUAAAAUCCAAUUUCACAAAGUAUUACUUGUCUUUCAUAUGUUUACACUUGAAUACCAUCACACUUAUGCAGCAGACUAAACCAAUGCCUUCAUAUUUCACAUGCUCUCACGUAACAUUUGUGCUCCGCUAAAGGCUUGAAAUCCUGGGCUACUGACAAGACACUUUACACAAAACAUAGCCAAAAGCAAGUUCCCGUGUUGCUCAGCAAGUCUGACACCCUGGAUUAAUCUACUCACAGCUGCUGAAGGGAGUCUCACUUCUCUUUGUCCACUCCCAUCCAUGGAGCUCUGUUGCUCCUCGUGUCUAGUUUGACUCAAUUUUGCUUGCAAUAUCAGAAGCACAUUUUUGCAGGAUUUUCUUAUGGCAAUGUCCAUGAGCUGUUAGGUUGGUUCAGCUUCUGGGUAGACCACACCCACUGCUAAAGCCUACUUCCCCCCAGCAAAAUUUUUGUUUUUGUAGCCAGAAGAACAGGGAGGUGCUUUCUGGGGAUGAUGACACAAUGCCAGCCAAGACUCUUCUCUAACCACUGCUGAUUUUAUACUGGCAAGGGCUCAUUUCUCUAUUUGAUGAACUCGAGUCAUGCAACUAUCUCAACUACUACGUGCUGACUCACAAAACCUCACAGGUCAACUUCCUGUCAGUCCUGCCUGUGGCCCUAUGUAAAGAUGACUCAAUAUUCCUAAGCAAAUGGACCCAUUUUCCAGAUUCUACUGAAAUUUUGAACAGAUUACUAAAACAGAAGAAUGUAUCUCAAAUUCAAAAAGAUACCUCUCCUGAAUAGUUAAGUUUUUUUUAUGUUCUAGUUAUUUUCUGAGGUAUGAGAUUUACAGAUAAUCCUGCUUGUCCCUCAAGUAAAGGACACAUUUUAAGGUAGAUUGUUGAAUGGAAUCCCUACUGAUUCUUCACAGGCAUUUCAGACCCAGCCUUUCAAACUAAGGUUGACCUGAGCCUGAGUUUUCCUGGUGUUACAUUCUGUCACAGCAGAAUGCAUUCCUGUCCAUCUUGUCCAGUUGCAUUCUAGGCUUCAGCAUGGCAAAACCACCACUUAACAGGAGAAUGGAGUAUCACAGCUGUGAAAACUGAACUGGACUACAUACCCACAAACCUUCAAUAAUAUAAUCCUUUAAAGAAAUGCAGGGCUACCCAUAGCAGGGACCACUAAAGACAAAAAUAACAUGUCAUAACUCAGAAAUUUUGAACAACUAUAGAAAUAGAAAAGCUGUUUCCAAGUAUAGCAGACACUGUGCUGGAUGGAAGUUGUGUUAAGACAGUGCACUUCCUUCUGAAUUUGCACUGAACUGACACUGAGACUGAGCUCCAAGACUUAAACCAAUGAGAUAUGAGAUAUAAGUAACAGUGGACAAAUACAGCAUUGAGCUUACAACUGAAAUACAGGGUAGGUAUCAAGUUUUAGUAUUCUUUCCAAGUUGCAUCUUGUUUCAUCUGUCAAAAGCUUCUCUCAAGUUUCAUCAGAAGCUGGUAGACAUUGUUUCCUCUUCCAUAUUAUUUUGCUACUUACCCCAAAGGCUGCAUCUCAGUUCUGAAACUGCUGCAUUUUAGUAUCUAGUAGAAGUAUUCUUAUUUAUAGAGCAGUAUUACCUUCUCAGUAUCUACACAGCUCAAAUUACAACACAACAUUUUCAGCAAACGGAUCAAGAAUUCAUCCCAGGACCUGCAGUUAACCUGGAACUGCCUAGAAGCAGGUGGCAAGGUCUUAGAGAGGCAAGGCUCUUUAAGAAUAAACUGGUCAUGGUUAGUUUAUUCAUAUGGAUAUGGUACAUCUGCUGGGCAAGCUCAAGAAAGAGGAAACAACGGCUCCUCUAGUUGGGCAUGGAGCUCAGUCUCUGGGGCUACUGCCCCAGUGCUAAGGCUGCAGGAAAAACCAGCACCAAGGGGAACUCAGACGUCCAGUUCUGACACAGCAUCUCCCUCAUGCAUCCAGGAUUUUUCUAAUGAUUAAUGUCUUAAUGCUAGUAUGUUGGUAAGCAAAAAAACCCUACAAAUAAUGUUUUUUCUCAUUUUCUUUUUACAUUUUUUUUUCUUCUCAUGUGUUCUUAAUGGCUGCUGGGAAGCACUAAACAAACAUGUGAUUUCUAUGACCAAGCAGUUUGUAUUUAACAAUUCUGAGUAUCUUUACAUCUCUUUUUCAUAUGAGCAUAUAUUUUUUUGCAACUUUCUUGUAAUUUAUCUUGAUUUUUUGUCUACUUUUUAAACGGUCUAUUCAUAUUCUGGUUUAGUUCUUUAUCUGAAUUUAAUAUAUCAUAACAGUGUCCCCACAGUUUUAGAUAUUUGACUGGAAAAAAAUGGUCCUCUGCUAGUGUUAAGCCUGAUUACAUCUAAGUUUCAUUGCACUGGAAAACUACUUCAUAUAUAAAUCCAAUCCCACUAUUGGUAUUUCAAAUCUUUCUGUCUUAAAGCACUGCAGUUACGUCCCAAGCCUGCAAUCAGAUCCAUGUAGGUAAACUACUCUAUUGACAACAUCCCCCUUAAGUCAGACAGCUCUCAACAUGUACCCAUCCAGCUGCAGGAGAAAGAACACCUUUCAUAUUUAGAUUAAGCCCCAGACAUUCUUCCUAAAGCAAAAUGCCACUGAUAGUAUUUGGCAAUACCCUGCUAAAUAGCAAAGGCUAGUUUUUCAAUAUAAUUUUCCCCGUCACAGCAUCUUAACAGAAAUUAUUUCUCUUAUAUCUCAGUCUUUAAAUGAACAUCUCAGUUACUGAAAGUCUGAAGUCACCAGUAAUAGUUCUGGUUCCAGGAUAACAGACUCUCCUGUUUCACUAGCAACUUCUGACAUUGCCAAACAAACACUUAGUUCUUCUAGCUGUAGAAGUCUUUUUUUUAAUACUGCAAUCGUCAGGCAAUUUUGCAUUUUCAUUUUCUUCCUGAAAUGUCCUUAUGUAUGCAUACUGAUGGAUUUUUACAGGUUGUGUAUAUUAGCUUUCACUGGCUAAAAAUGAUUUCUGACAUUUUUAAAAAAACCUGAGACUUCUGCUCCUAGUUACAACUUUUGUUUAUUAAAACAGAAAAUACAAAUUGCAAAAAAACCUUCUUCUUUAUGGCUGUGUUAUCUACCUUGUCAAAAACUAACUCUAAAGUAGAAUUACAAGACUAUGUAAAUAAAUACAGACAUUUAACAAACAGAAGGGUUUGGUUGUUUUUUUAAACUACCUUGGCAAAAAUUAAAUGUGACAAAAAGAUUAGGGAUUAAUUUACAACUUAAUAGUAAGUCACCUGAAGAUACUCUCAACAUACCAGCAAAAGUAAAUGGGUUAGAAAUAAGACUGUACAUCACACAGUAUGAACAAUCUUUAUCCAUCAUAACUUCCUGUUAUUAAAUUCACAUUUUCUGAGUGCAUUUUUUCCUGUUCUGUAAUAGUUUCUGUUAAGCUUGAGCACUUACUGCAAGGUCAUAGUGCUGGGACUGAUUAAAAAGCACUGUUUAUUCUCUGCUCAGAGAGGCAGUUGAAAAUCCUGACCACACUUCUGGGUUUCCUAGUUACUAACUUGGCCAUGAGUUUAUCUCAGGAGCCUGGGACUCCACACAUUCAGCCCAACUGUGGACAUACGAGACUGUGCUCACUGUAUCUCCCAGUUAAUCCUCAGUUCUAAUUACAUUAAUGACUGUAACAGGAAAGUAGGUUUGAGGUUUUUUGGCCUCAUUCAGACUCCCUGGAAUACCACACUAACUGUAACCAUGAAAACAUCAUUUUUCGGGAGAAUUUGCGAACUAAAGGUCAAAGCAGCGCCUCAACCUGCACACUGUCCUAUGACCCUGCGGACGCACUCAGAUGUGAGGGAGGGCCAAGCCCAAACUGUUCCCCUUUACAGGAACCCUUCACAAGCUAAGUGGUGUUACACAGAAACAGGCCCCACUAAUAAUCAUUCCUGUAUCAUCAUAUACUUAUGUAACGUUUUAAACAUAUUUCCUGUCUUAGUUUAACAAUCCGAGAGCUCCCAGUUUCCUUUGUGUUGCAUAACACGAGACACAGACCAGCAAACUGACAUGGAGGGGAAUCUUAUUAAUUCUCCUUAACACGAUAAAAAUAAAGCCUGCUGGUACAAAUGUUCGAUCCGUGCCAAGGCUCGGGUGCCCAGCUCACGGCAGGAACCCCCGCUGGGAGAACGUGGCGCGUUCAAAUCGAACUCGCGGCCUUAUCCGGGACGGGUUUUGUUCUGCCUUGGAGGCAGUGCAGGUUUUCGGUUCCGCCGCCCGGCUCAGGCAGGUGCGAGCCCAACACAGCGCUUAUGCAACGGCGGCACGGCGGGGUCGCCCCGCUGUCCCCGGCGCUGACCCGGGCGCCCGGUCCCGCAGGGGGGCGGCCAGCGGCAGGCUCCGGGCAGCGCCCGCCCGGGCGGACCGGCUCCCCUGGGGCCGCCGCGCCGACAUCUUAGCGCCGGAGGGACAAAGCGCGGCGGCGCUGUCCGUCGGCCGGGCGCUGCUCGGCCGCCACCCCGGAGCCGCGGCUGUCGCCGGCCGUGAGUGACAGCCCCGGCGGGGAGACUUCGAAAGAUCGCAGCCCUGGCCCGGCGCCCCCCGGGCACAACAGCGGCGGGGGCGCGGGGGAGGGGGGCUGGAGGCAUAGCGCCACCGCCGCGCAGCCGUGCCUAUGCGCUGACCCCUGCGGGCGGUCGGGCCCCGCGGUGCCAGGGGAGCGCGGCGGCGUGCCGCCUCCCAGGACGGCGGGUCCCCGGCCGGCGCGGGCCGCGGCCUCCCGGCGGGUCCCGCUCAUUGUUCCCCGCACUAGCCCUGGCAAACAGGAAGCCGCCCCGGCAUGGGGCGCCCCCCCCGCCCCCGGCGGCUGACUGGCAGCCCGGGCGGCCCGUGCGAGCGGCGGCGGCGGCGCGGCGCAGCCAAUGAGAGCGCGCGCGCGCGGGCGUAGGCGGGAGUUCCGGGCUGGCAGGCGGGCGGGCGGGCGGCGGUGUCGGCCGGGCCCCCUCUCCCGCGGCAAGCCCCACCUUUCGGCUUUCCCGCACCGUCAAUCAAAAUAGGAAAAAAAACCCGGAGUAGGCUCGGGCCGCCGCCGCCGCUUCAGCCCGCCGUGAGCACAAUAAGCAUGUCCCCGGCGGCAGCCGCCUAGCCCCAGCCAGCAGGGCCUGUGUGCGAGCCAGCCAGCCUGCCUGCCUGCCUCCCGCCCAGCCAGCCAGCCAGCCGGCCGCUCGCACUCACACCAUGACCGCUCCCGAGAAGCCCGUGAAACAAGAGGAAAUGGCUGCCUUAGACGUGGACAGCAGCAGCCACAGCGAAUAUCUCCAGCACGGCAACGGCGCCGCCUCGGCCUCCGCCGGGGCGGCCGCCCCCCAGGACGCGCAGCCGUCACCGCUCGCUCUGCUGGCGGCCACCUGCAGCAAGAUCGGCCCGCCGUCGCCGGAGGAGGAUGAGGCCGCCGCCGCCGCCGCUGCCUCUCACUCUGCCGGAGCGACAGGGGAUUUGGCUUCUGUGCAAUUAGCUGGAGCUCCAAACAGAUGGGAGGUCUUGUCUGCAGCUCCUACCACUAUAAAGGAUGAAGCUGGUAAUAUAGUACAGAUUCCAGGUGCUGCCACAGUAACUUCAAGUGGGCAGUAUGUCCUUCCUAUUCAGAGUUUGCAAAAUCAACAAAUCUUUUCUGUUGCACCAGGAUCAGAUUCGUCGAAUGGUACAGUGUCUAACGUACAAUACCAAGUAAUACCCCAGAUCCAGACAGCGGAUGGUCAGCAGGUUCAACUUGGCUUUGCAGCCUCUUCUGAUAAUAGCAGUAUAAAUCAAGAAACUGGUCAAAUUCAGAUCAUUCCUGGCUCGAAUCAAACCAUCAUUGCCUCUGGAACAUCUUCAGCUAAUAUUCAGAAUAUCUUAUCUGGUCAGUCUGGUCAAGUCCAGGUUCAGGGAGUUGCAAUUGGUGGUUCGUCUUACCCUGGCCAAGCACAAGUGGUUGCUAACGUCCCUCUUGGACUGCCAGGGAAUAUUACUUUUGUACCCAUUAAUAGUGUUGAUCUAGAUUCUCUGGGACUUGGCAGUGGUUCUCAAACCAUGACAGCAGGCAUUAAUGCAGAUGGGCACUUGAUAAAUACCGGACAGGCCAUGGAUAGUUCAGAUACUUCUGAGAGGACUGGUGAGCAGGUUUCUCCUGAAAUUACAGAAACUGCCACUGAUAAUGACUUAUUUGUGCCAACGUCAUCUUCAUCACAAUUGCCCGUUACCAUAGACAGUUCAAGUAUAUUGGAACAAAAUGCAAACGACUUGACCACAACUAGUGGCCAAGUUCAUGGUUCUGAUCUUCAGGGAAAUUACAUCCAGACAUCAGUCUCUGAUGACACGCAGGCUCAGAAUAUUCAGGUCUCCACAGCACAGCCAAUUGUACAACACAUACAGCUACAAGAGUCGCAGCAGCCAACCAGUCAAGCCCAGAUCGUACAAGGUAUUGCGCAACAGACAAUCCACGGUGUUCAAGCAAGUCAAAGUAUAUCUCAACAAGCUCUUCAAAAUCUUCAACUGCAGCUGAAUCCUGGAACUUUCUUAAUUCAGGCACAAACAGUGACCCCUUCUGGGCAGAUAACCUGGCAGACAUUUCAAGUGCAAGGAGUUCAGAACUUGCAGAACUUGCAAAUUCAGAAUGCACCUGGUCAACAAAUAACUCUGACCCCUGUGCAGACUCUCACUCUUGGUCAAGUUGCAGCAGGUGGUGCGUUGACAUCAACUCCAGUUAGUCUAAGCACUGCUCAAUUGCCAAAUCUACAGACAGUUACAGUAAACUCUAUAGAUUCUACUGGUAUUCAGCUGCAUCAAGGAGAAAAUGCUGGCAGUCCUGCAGAUAUUAGGAUUAAAGAAGAGGAUCCUGAUCCAGAAGAGUGGCAGCUCAGUGGUGAUUCUACACUGAAUACUAAUGAUCUAACACAUUUGAGAGUGCAGGUUGUAGAUGAGGAAGGGGACCAACCACAUCAGGAGGGAAAAAGACUGCGACGAGUAGCAUGUACAUGUCCCAACUGCAAAGAAGGUGGUGGGAGAGGCUCCAACUUGGGAAAAAAGAAGCAACACAUUUGUCACAUACCAGGAUGUGGCAAAGUAUAUGGGAAGACGUCACAUUUGAGAGCUCAUCUCCGCUGGCAUUCUGGAGAGCGUCCAUUUGUUUGUAAUUGGAUGUUCUGUGGCAAAAGGUUCACUCGCAGCGAUGAGCUCCAGCGACACCGAAGAACGCACACAGGUGAGAAGAAAUUUGUCUGUCCAGAAUGUUCAAAACGCUUUAUGAGAAGUGACCAUCUUGCCAAACACAUUAAAACGCAUCAGAAUAAAAAAGGUAUUCACUCUAGCAGUACAGUGCUGGCAUCAGUAGAAGCAACAUCUGAUGAUACUUUGAUUACUGCAGGAGGAACGACACUUAUCCUUGCAAAUAUUCAACAAGGUUCUGUUUCAGGAAUAGGAACUGUUAAUACAUCUGGCACCAGCAAUCAGGAUAUUCUUACCAACACUGAAAUACCUUUACAGCUUGUCACAGUUUCGGGAAACGAGACAAUGGAGUAAAUAUUACACAAGAUACCUAUUAAUUGUGGUUAUUUUUAUACAGUAGUGAGAAGAAUAUUGUUCCUAAGUUCUUAGAUAUCUUUUUAUUGAUGUGCAAAAAUUUUUGGAUUGACAGUAACUUGGUUAUACAUGACACUGAAAUGCCUUACUUUGUAUGAUAUUCCAUAGUAUAUUAAAAUGGUAAAAUUGCAUGGGUUUUGUAGGUACUUUUGGAAUCUAGAAGAGAAGAAAUUUUACCAAGUUAUAUUAAAAAAACAAAAAAAAAGAAUUUAACGAUGGAAAUGGUAGUCUAACCAAAUGCAUCAAUCCUGUGUGGUUUAGUGUAAAAAAAAAUGAGAACAUGUUGGUAUUUAUCUAUUGUAAGAUAAAAGAAGUUGAUGGGUGAAAAGAAAUCACAUUAUGAUAAAAGAAAUUUUGUAAUUUUCUUGAUGACUGGAAUUUUUAUUAUGCAUAACUGACAAAUCAAGUUUCCAAGCAAAUGUUACAUAGUGUAGGCUUUACUUAGCUCAUCAACUUGUCAUUUUGAAGCUAAUUAUUUUAAUUAGGUUAACUAUGUACAAUAUUUUAAGCAUUACUCUUGUAAGAUUUUGCAAACUACAUUUUAACAUGGAACUCUAGGGAUAGUCACCUUUUAAAUCCUAUUGAAAAGCCAUGUUUAAGAUUUAAUUUGCCAAAAUGAUGUCUUGUUAAUAUUCUUUCAAUAACCAAGGUGGGCAAUAUAACCAAUGUUUAAAAAGCUUAAAAUGUUAAGAAAAAUAAAUAUGUAUAGGUUGAAGCAUUUGGGUGGUAAGGCAGAUGUUAUAGUGAAGUAUAUCCCUUCUUUUGAACAUUGGAGGACCAAAAAUAAGGUGUAUUGCGUCUCAGCAGUGAUUUUUAUCUAAUCUUUUUCCAAAAAAACCAUCUGUAUGCCAGGGCCUUAAAAGCCAUCAUGUAAAUUACCAGUAAAAUAUAACAUAUGCAAAUACAAAAGAAAAAUCACUUCCAUAUUGACAGUACUCCCAAACAUAUGGAUAUAGUCAUAGUGAACUAGGGGGGUUAUGAGGUUUUUGUUUGUUUGUUGUUUAGUUUUUGGUUAGUCAAUCUGCAUUUAAAUAUCAGCCAUCUUUCCUUUUUUGCUUCUUCCCUUAAAAAUUGUAUGUAUCCAGUACAUUUAACUGAUAAACAUAUAUGUUUUUUAUUAUGCUGAAUUUUCUUUUUAUUUUUUAAUUACUGUUUAUAUUUUCAAUUAUAGAAAAUGUACAAAAUGAAGUUAUAUAGCCAGUCUGUAAGUGCUAUACCAUUUUCAAAAAAUGUACAACAAUAAUUACUGCAGUUCACCUAUUUACAAACAUUUGGAAAUCUGUUCAUUUGUUAUUCUUAAAACCACCUCAAAUUUAAAGGCUACCUUAUUGUACGUUUAAAGUGUAUUAUAACAGUGUGGUAGUUAAUAAAACACUAUUUUUUUUUCUUUUGA
Messenger RNA from Onychostruthus taczanowskii (white-rumped snowfinch), 9727 nucleotides. RefSeq names its product Sp3 transcription factor (gene SP3). Gene Ontology annotation, biological process: regulation of transcription by RNA polymerase II. The record is from RefSeq and is a predicted model, not a curated record. NCBI's taxonomy places the organism in Eukaryota, Metazoa, Chordata, Aves, Passeriformes, Passeridae. The transcript is spliced from 7 exons. Gene Ontology annotation, molecular function: DNA-binding transcription factor activity, RNA polymerase II-specific; RNA polymerase II cis-regulatory region sequence-specific DNA binding. Bases 5953 to 8274 code for a protein of 773 amino acids.